AAGAAGGAAGUGAGAAAGGAGAAGGAGAAGGAGAAAGAGACCAGGAUGCUGUGCUAGAGAGAUUCAAAACAACAAUAAUAAUAAUAGUAAUAAAAGAAGCAAGCGUGUGAAGUAAAUAAGAAGGAAAGAAAAGAAGGAAGGAAGGAGACCAAAACACCACCGCCCCAAAAUGUUGUAAAUAAAUAAAACAAAGGAAACAAAAACUCCACCACCACCAUCGCCGCACCACCACCAUGCCGUCCCUGCUGGCCUGCCGGGGGUACGGAAGGGGAGGCGACGACAUCACCACCCUAGACUACACCCACGCCUCGCUCACUGAUGUACCUGCCGAUGUGUUUGCUUGUGAGCGGACCCUUGAAGAGCUCUAUCUCGACUCCAACCAGCUGAGGGAGUUGCCGCGCCAGCUGUUCUACUGUCACGGGCUGCGGGUGCUGGGCCUCAGCGACAACGAGCUCACAGCGUUGCCGCCGGCCGUCGCUUCGCUCAUCAACCUCACCAACAUCGACCUCAGCAAGAAUGCCAUCUCAGACAUCCCAGACAACAUCAAGGGCUGCCGACAUCUGGCGGUGGUGGACGCCAGCAUCAACCCGCUGUGCCGCCUUCCCGAGGGCUUCACGCAGCUGCCCACCCUCACAGAGCUCUACCUCAACGACACAUUCCUGGAGUAUUUGCCGGCAAGCUUUGGCCGGCUGUCUCGCCUCCGCAUCCUUGAGCUCCGGGAGAACCAGCUGAACACCCUCCCCAAGACCAUCAUCCGCCUCACCAAUCUCCAGCGCCUCGACAUUGGCCAAAAUGACUUCUCCGAACUGCCUGAGGUGAUUGGGAGCCUGGGCAACAGCGGGCUCUGGUUUGACAACAACAAGGUCAAGUCACUGCCGCCGCUGCUGGGCCGCCUGAGGAAGCUGGAGCACGUGGACGCCUCAAAGAACAAGGUUGAUUGGGUGGCUGCCGAGAUAGAGAACUGCACCGCCCUCACCGACCUCCACCUGUCAUCCAAUCAUCUUAAGGAGUUGCCAGAGAAGCUUGGAGGGUGUCGGCAGCUGCAGGUGUUGAAGCUUGAUGACAACGCCCUCACACACCUGCCGGAGUCCAUCGGGGGCCUGGCGGCGCUGCAGGAGCUGGUGGUGACCCAGAAUGACCUGGAGACACUGCCCGCCUCUAUGGGCCUCCUCAGGAACCUUCACACACUCCACCUGGAUGACAACCUCCUCACUGAGUUGCCGCCGGAACUUGGGUCGUGCUCCAACCUGACGGUGCUGACGGCGGCCUCUAACCGCCUGAUCAGUGUGCCGGCAGAGCUCGGCCACCUGCCCCGCCUGGCUGUGCUCAACCUGUGCGACAACCUCAUCCCAUAUCUGCCUGUCUCCCUCACUAAGCUCAAGUUGCGUGCAUUGUGGCUGUCAGAGAACCAGAACAAGCCUCAGGUGCAGCUACAGUCUGAGACGCUGCCGGAGACGGGCCAGCGCGUCCUGACCUGCUUCAUGUUGCCGCAGCAGCCCCGGAACCACCAGACAGAGACAGUGGUGGAGGCGGACACCUUUCCGGGUCAGGGGUGGGACGAGCAGCGGAGAGCCAAAACCCUCAUAAAAUUUGCCUUCGACGGGGAUGUGGACAAGCGGGUGCGCCUCACCGACCUGCAGAAGGACCCCACGACAGCUGCAGGCGCCAGUUGUUAUGCCCAAGACACAGGGCGCGCCAACAAGACUGCAGCUGCCACUGCCACCUUGUCCUCAGCCUCGAUCACUCAGCCAGGGAAGGGAGAGGCUUCAGAGACGGAUCUGGGCAGGAAGAGCCUCCCGUCAGACCCCUCCGCCCCCUCCCACAUCCUGGACAACGGGCGGAAGAGGGAGGACAAACACAUGGAGGAGGAGGACGAUGAGGAUGAUGAUACAGAAGGCCCAGCACCUCCCUUGGCCGUCAUGGAGCUUCCGGCAGAGGAGCGACCCCUUCUGCGUGAGGCCAGGAACGUGAGGAACCUGACGCCCUCCUCCUCCUCCUCAACUGGGGCUCCUGAGGGCGGUGAAAGGAUGGUGAACGGCACGGGCAGGAAGGCAGGAACGGCGCCGGUGGGAGAUCAGCCGUAUGCCAUUGGGGACCGGAAUGUGUUUGGUCUGGCACAGGUCAUCACCACAUCACCACCAACAAUGCAAGACAAACCAACACCACCACCCAGCGAGCCAGGAAGGGGAGGGGACACAACACCGCCACCACCACCACUGCCAACCACAGCACCACCGCCCCUGACCGCACCCACCCUUGAGGCCCCCCCCACACCUGCCUACGAAGGGGACGCAUCCUCCGAUCCCCAGGACAAGCGCAUCAAGAAGCCGCCACCUUACCAUAUAGCAGCCGUGAUGUCCCGGCACGCCUCGGACUUUGGGGGCGAGGGAGUGGCGGCUGAAGGGGCGGUGGCAGCCGUACCCAACAGCAGGCCUGGGCAGGGCACAGUCAGCAGCCAUCUCGGCCCAGCAGCAGGAGCAGGAGGGGCAGCAGGGGGUGAGGAUGAGACCAACGACACCACCAGCAGCUCCAGUGAUAGCGGCUAUGGGAACGGCAAGGCCUCCGCGCAGCCCAGUGACGAGCAGGUGUGCAGCGAGAGGAGCAGCCUCACCACACCCUCCUCGCCCCACACCCUCACCGACUCCGCCUACUCCAUGCCCUCCACGCCCUCGUCCCCGCCUGGCAGCCUCAACCUGGCCUCUCCUCACUCCACAUCCAGAUCCUUCAUGGCCUCACUCUCCACAGCCUCCCAGAGACCCUCCUCUGUCUCUGUCCCUCCCACAGCUGCCUCCCCCUCAUCCCAUUACUCUCCCUCCACCUCCUCCUACUCAUCCCCUUACCCAGCAUCUGCCAACAAUGCAUCACAGAGGUUGUUCCCCACGCAGCAUCCGCCACACAACCACUUGGCCAAACCCAGCGCCAGACCAGCAUCCAUCGCCACAGGGACACAGCUGGAGCCUUCAAAUGGUGCCCCAGUGCAGCGUCCUGGGUCCUUGGCACUCGGGGCACUUGCAGACUCGGCGCUGCUUAACCGACUGCCCCAUGAUCACAGGCCGGGGUCACUAGCAGCCCCGAUCAACACGCUAGGCAUUCCCCCGCCACCUGCUCGGGCCGUCUCGCAUAUGGGGCUCAAUGUGGCCAGUUCGUCCCGGCCACUUGACCAGUCCAUGUUCCGCAGCCAGGAUCUCGCGCGCACCAGCAACGGAGGAUGGGACCACAGGGGAAGCAACCACCGUCAGGAGAGUAACGGCCUGGUCUCCAUCAUUGAUCAGGUGACGAGCAGCUUGUUGGAGCACGGGGACAGUCCACCCCCGAAGACUCUACCCAGCGACGUGACCAGCCCCAGCACACCCUUACAAGCCAACAGCAGUGCAGCCUCAAUGGGGUACGGAGGGAAGGACCAACAACCACCUCCAGUAACAGUGACGGCCAACUCCAGCGUCUCCUCUCACACCUACCGCACCACCACCAACACCUUCGCCGCCACUAGUCGCUCCGUGGGGCCGACCAACUUCACUCAGGAUCAGCCACGCGGGGAAGUGCUUCACCCUACACCCCACCGCCCCAGCCUCAUGUCUCCCUCCAACUCGCGUCCUAAUGAUAUCCUGCAGGACUCCACGUCAAUGGAUGAUGAAGAGGGAGGGCAGAGUGAUAAUGACCUGAAUAAUAGUCACUCCGAGGGUUCUAUUGCCCCACAGAAAUCCAUAUCAAAGCUCCCGUCCAGGAUUCCGGCUCUUCGUGGUAGCUCAGAGGCAGCUUAUGGGGGUUUGAAGGGCCCUUACCGUGACCCACACUCCCCUAGUCAGUCUACACCCCACGCUGAUACCAGAGUCCCUACCACCUCUCCCUCCGCCACCAUGUCACAUGAUAACACAAGGCCAGCCGAACAGCCUCAUCAUGAGCCUCAGUCCCAUUUACACACCCCAUCAAGGCUACAGGCUCCUGGCAGCAUAGCAAGAACCCCAGGGAUGACCCAGGAGCAUAAACUUACCCCAGACUCAAAGAUCCCAAGCCUGAACUCUUCUGCUCACCCCCAGGACAGGCCAGGACUGGAGACAAGAAUACCAACCCUGGGGAACAUCGGGCGCUCCCCCAGUGGGCUGACCAGGGAUGUACACUCACCACCUCAGGAGUCGCAGAAACCAGUGGACUACCGCUCGUCAAGUGAACAAACUGAGUCCAGAAUACCAAUGAUGGGUGUGCCAGGUCACACCCCAGUGGAGCCAUUUAGCAAGGCAGUGCGACCAAGCCCAGGCGACACCCCGAGAGGGUAUGCCAGCAGCCACGGUAAAGCCCCCACCUCAAUCCCACAGGCAGGAGGUGGAGGGGGGUCAGGCAUACCUACACUAGCCUCACAGGGAAGAAGCAACAGUGGGCUUGGGGCUAACCACUCUGGAGGCCUGGCAGGGAAGACACACCCCAGCACCCCCUCCUAUGGGUACUCUAAGAUGCCCACUGCAGCACCCACCACUACAGAUGGUACUCACAUUCCUCACUCCAAACUCCAGUCCCCGGCGUACUCCACUGGCAUCCGUCCCCCUUCCAUCCACCCCACACAGUCCCCACCUAGUCAGCCGCCAUCCCAGCCGCCCCACAGCCACAGGCGCCAAGGAUACAGCUCUGGGAUUCGGCCGCCAGCGAUCAACUCCGCCAUCAACACCCCUGGCAUCCCCAUCCCCUCCCCUCUGGCCACCCCCGGCUCCCGAGGCUCUGUCACCUCCACUGGUUCUGCCUCGCGCAUUCCACACGCUGCAGGGCUCUCCUCCAAGAUCCCAGCACCCGGCGGCAGCAAGCACCGGGUGUCCCCCUCGCCCGGCUCCCCCACGCCCCAGCAGCAGUCACCCCUGGACCCCGGCAAGGCCAACCACCACCACUCGGCCUGGAUGUUUGGCCAGCACAAGAACGCCCGAGUGGUAUGUCACAAUUUCCCAGUGAUGAUUGAGAAGAAUCCCGACCUGGGCUUCACGAUAGGGCAGUCCAAUGCAGACCCUGAUGAUAAGAGCAUUUACGUGAUGAGCGUGGCGGGCGGCGGGGCAGCCUCGUCGGCCCUCAAGGUGGGGGACAAGCUGCUGCAGGUGGACGGUGUGGACCUACGCCAGGCCGACCUACACAAGGCCAUGGCGAUCCUGCACAACACACACAGCACCGUCAGUCUAAUGGUGUCCCGUCUGCAGUGAGGGAAGGGGCGUAACAAUACCACAUGAGAGAGAGAGAUGCAUACUACAGUUAAGCUUGCAUACAUACCACAUAUUACACACCUCUUUUACCUUCUCAGCACUUGGCAUGGACAGUCUUAUGGUGUCUUGUUUACAGUAGGAAGGGGACAUUACGAUACCACAAACGUACCAACAUAGCAUAUCUACAAACCAUAUAUAUAUAUCUCUUACAUAUACACACAUAUUUUACCUUUACAGCAUUCAGCACCUUCAGUCUCAUGGUGUUUUGUUUUCAGUGGAAGGAGGACAUAAUAAUACCACAAACAUACCAUGAGGGAGAAAGAUGCAUAGUAUAUUUAAGCAUAUCUACAAACCACAUAUAUAUACCUUUUACAUAUGCACACAUAUACCUUUUCAGCACUCAGCACAGACAGUUCCAUGGUAUUUUGUCUGCAGUAAGAAAGGGACAUAAUUAUACCACAUAUAUAUAUCCUGAGGGAAUGAGAUUAAUACUACACUUAAGCUUCCAUACAUACCACAUAUAAACACAUAUUUUACCUUCAUAGCACUCAGUACAGACAGUCUUACGGUGUCUUGUCUGCAGUAGGUAAGGGACAUAACAAUACCAUAUAUAUACCAUGAGGGAGAGAGAUAGGUAUACAUAAGCAUAUAUACAUUCCACAUAAGAGCAUAAGGAGCCUGCAAGAAAUCACACUCUCAUAUUUUCAGCACAGUCAGUUUCAUUGUUUCCACAGUAAGCAAAAGGAACAAGAAUACAAAUAGCACAGGCAUGUCAUGAGGAAGACAUAUAUAUACACCUUCAAGCAUACAAUCUUACCACUUAAACAGAUCUUUUUGCACUGCACCUCUCAGCACCAUUAGCUUAUAUAUAUACAGACACACCCUUCUAACAUGCUCACAGCCACAGCCACCAACCAUACCGCAAGCAGGUGACAAAAGUAAUGAUAGGUUUAAGUAACAUAAAUGCCUGGAAAGUAUUCAGAAUAUUUAUAUACAGACCUCAUUUUGUAAACAGUAGAGAUAUUUACAGAUACUGACAAACACAGAGGUAAUGAGACAAGCUAACCAUGAGACAUAUAUGUAGACGAAGACACAUAGAGGCAUAUAGAGAACAGACACAACAUUAGAGAAAUACAGGAAUACAGAAACACAGAUGGGAAGGCUACAAGGUUACCCCAAACCUAAUUUUUUUCCAAGAUUUAAGAAAUACAUAAUAACAAACACAGACAGGUAGGCCACAAGAAUAUCCUCAACCUAAUUUUUUUUCAAGUUUUAGGAAAUACAGAAUAACAGAAACACAGGCAGAGGCAGGUUACAAGAUUAUCCUCAACCUAAUUUCUUUCCAAGCUUUAAGAAAUACAGAAUAACAGAAAGACACAGACAAAGGCAGGUUACAAGACUACCCACACCCAAUUCAUACCCCAUUCCCCCCCACACAACUCCUCACUAAUUUUGCUUCUUGGGUUGACUCCGUUCCCUUCUCGGAGUUGCUUCAAAGGAAUCUCAACUCAUAAUACGGCACAGAAUGUUUCCUCGCGUGGGCAUUAUUACCUUUUUUGUACGUUCCUAGUGAUCCAGUGAGGUUGUUUAUCACCAUGAGAAUCGUAGCACAAAGUCUUCAAUUGAGUCGUGGAGGAAUUGAUAGGGCAUUGAAGUACAUUAUGAGGUGCUCUCUACUCCUUCCUCUACUUGCCUUGUAUACAGCAAUGGUAGCAGAGAUAUACAAACAUGCAGCACAAAAGUAUUAUCAGUCUUAGGAGGGACAUUUACGAGAUGAUGUGUGAGUCAUGUCCUUGUGUUUGGCUGGUAUUUGUUUUAUAAUUCAAUUUUUCUGCAGUUCAUAGUUUUGAUAUUACAAGUUAUUCAGUCAGUUUUCCCUUCGAGGGUUUAAAUAAUGUUUAUCAGGAAUGUUUCAAAAUGUAUCACUCAAUAUCUUAGUCUCUCUCUCUUGCACCAUAUUACUUUUCAAUUUUUCCACAGUUCAUGGUUUUAGUAUCACAAGUUAUUCAGUCAAUUUUCCUUUGAGUGUUUAACUAAUUAUUUAUUGUGAAUAUUUCAAAAUGUAUCACUCAGUAUCUUGGCCUCCUGUUAGGGCUAAAUGGAGUAUUAAAAAUGACUGUGUGUGUUUUGAAAGGGAAUUUGAUGUGGUUCGUGUGGACACAACUUUACAUAACAUUAUGCAAACUUUGAUGAGCACAGGGAUCAAAAGUAUCAAGUUUCUUGUGCCUAAUAACUGUGCCUUGACUGUGAGAGUGGUGAUUGUUUUUUGUUAUCCUUUUUUAGCUGUGGUUCAUGGGGUCAUAUUCUUAAACAUUUCUGCCCUCAAGCACACAUAUUUAACAAGGGUUUCAUAGGAGAUUGGGUCAUUUCCAGGGGCAGUCUUAUGAUCCUGGUAGUAGUUUGAUCCUAUUUGUGCAUCAUGAGCCUAAAAACCACUCAUGAGAACUGGAUUAAUCUCCUUUUUUAGCUGUGGUUCAUAGGGUCAUAUUCUUAAACACUUCUGCCCUCAAGCACACAUAUUUAACAAGGGUUUCAUGGAGUUCGGGUCAUUUCCAGGGGCAGUUUUAUGAUCCUGGUAGUAGUUUGAUCCUAUUUGUGCAUCAUGAGCCUAAAAACCACUCAUGAGAAUUGGAUUGAUCUCCUUUUCGUCCUGGCAAUGAUUGAUGUGAGAGGCAGAAGUGUCUGAGAAUACCAACCACCCAUAAUGUUUUGAGUCCCUUGUAAAGUGGCGACUAUUAUUGUUUUUGCCGCAGCUACGUGUUACUCUUUUUGCAGCUUCUCUCAGUAUUGCAGCGUUUUUACCACACCAUUUUAUGCAGCUCUUGUAACGUUUCCUUCCAGUGUUUUAUCGUUACGUCACAUUUUUGUAUCUACAGUGGCAGUCUCAUUUAUGCAGCUACAACGACAUUCCUUAGUAUAUUUAUUCCGCCCAUCUCAGCACUGUAGCAUUUGUCAGUGUUUACCAUUUAAUUAAGGCUGAUUUUUUUUCUAUUGCAGUUACUCCUAUUUUUUUGCUACGUUUUUAAUUUUGGGGAUUUUUCUGAGGUCCAUUUUUAGUGCAGCGACAGUCCUCAUACUUUUUCUGCUACAUUUUUCACUUGGAGCCUUUUUUUCUCUGGGUCUGGGCUGUUUUUGCUGCUCCACAGUGCCACACGUGAUGCCUUGUCCAAGUGCCGGGCUUUGAGUAGGUGCCAUAGCAGGAGGUGCCUCUUAUACCCCUUGUGUAGCUUUAUAUCCAGGUGCAUGUUUGUAAAAUCUGCACACUUUUCAUGCAUAUAUAUAUAAAAGGUCGUGUGUCGAAGGCUUAUAGGGAUUUUUACGGAGGAGAUUUACUCAUCCUCUCUUUUCUCUAGGAUUCAGAAUCACAACGAAUAGUUUUAUGUUCUUUUCUAACUCGCUAUCCAGAUAAAUGAAGCGGUGAAUGGUUAGUUUGAUGUGUUUGGUGUGGAGAUGAAUGGGAAGUGCAGUUUGUUUCUCCAGUGUCCUUUCCUCUCUCACUACCGUCGUAAAUGGAGCAGAAAGUAGAAAGUUGUUGCUGUCGUAACGAAGGAGUAUUGUAGUUUGCAUUUGUGUCAUGACCAGCUUUCACAGAUUAGCACAUACCCAGCGUGUUGUAUGCUACAGUGUCUGACCCAUAACUAAUGCAAAACCCCUCCAUCAAUAAUGAUUUUAACACUAACUUUAAAUGAGUAUCUGUGUUUGUGCAAUAAUUUUUAACCUGAAGCUGGCAAAUACGAUAUGCUGAGUAUGAGGAUCUGGCAGUGUUGGUUAUUAGCAAUGAAGGAUGAGGAGAAAAGGUUGAGUGAAAAGUUUAUAUUUCUUGAUGUCAGUACCAGUGGAAGGAAGAUUUGAGACUAACGCUCGAUUAUGAAUUUUUCUGAGGUUGGUGUUGGUAGCUAUUCCUUUUUAACAUUCCAUCUUUGGGGUUUUGCGAGAGGUGGGUGUCAGGGUGUCAUAAUAUUCACCCUUUUCCACUUUCUCUCAAGUUUUGGGUGUUUUUUGUCAUCUUCAGGUGCAUGUUUUGGUGUUGUCAGGGGGAAGUUCAUGGUUUGCAACAGAGCUCGGUGUCCGGCACACUCUAUGCAUAUUACUGAAUGCACUCGUGUGAUUCCCUGCAUAUCUGACGUGCCUUAUGUAGGAAGUGUCGCGGUACAAAUCUGGCACGAGGUGUUGGCGUGUUGCUUUCCAAAGUGACACGUUCUGAAAAUAUUUUUGUAUUUAUGCAAUGACUAUUCUUUGUCUGUUGAUGUGAAACCAAAGUACGAUUGCAUUGGAAGGAUCUCUCCAUGUAAUAGCUUAACCCAUGGAAAUUUUUGUUAUGAUGUAAGGUAAAAAGUAUAACAUAGUGUGUACUGUUCUCGUAGCUUGUAUUCUUGAUGUGAAACCAAAGUAUUGCAACUGAAGGCACUAUUUGCAGCAUAAUGUGUUUUUAGAUCUAAUUUAAAAGUAUUUAAUUCCAUACACAUUACCACCAGUUUUAAUCAAUGGAGAUAAGCAAGUACAAACGCUGAACAAAUGGCGCAACAUUCCAUACGCUGUAGAAGGGAUUGUGUUCUCAUGAUGUUGGCUGCAGAGUUAAUGUUGGCUGCAAAGUACUUGGGUUGAUGAUGUGGGGUGAGAUGUGAGGGACAGCAUGUUAACACCCAUCUCAGAGCACCGGUGUAGUAGACAGGAACUAGUAGGUACCAGGAAAGGGGUGUUGGCCUAGGCACAUGCACCCUGCCAGUUAGUCCUCGUGCCAGGAACAAAACUUAGGGAAAAUUUAAUAGAAGAUAAGAAAUUAAAUAAAAACAGAAGAAACAGUAAGAAAAAGGGAAAGUUAAGCUGAAAUAUACAGAUUAACUUAUUGUCUGGAAAUUUAGGGGAAGAAGAUAAGAAGCUAAGUUAAAUGAAAAAAAAGAAGAAACAGUAAGAAAAAAGGAAGAUUAAGCUGAAAUAUACAGAUUAACUUAUUGUCAAAGUACGGAAUGGUGUUUAUCUUGACAGUAGCUCAUUUUUAUAACGUUGCAAUUUCCCCAAGUGUUUCUGUGUGCUAUGAGUGCUAGUUGGAACAGUGCAUAGGACCUGGCAAAUGCUCCCUCCCAUAUGCAUGAUGUAAAGUAAUGAUAUAUUUGAUCUCAUUGGUAGAUGCAGAGUACUAUAAAGAUUUAAGGCAUAUGUAGCAUUGCAUUAGGGAUGUGUUUAAGAGACUUGGUGGGUUGUAAGGAAGGUGUCUACUGUAGGACGUCAAGAAACUCGCAAUUGUAGAUAACCUCACAAGAGGCGUAGGUAGGUUUGCACGGCUAAGGAGGAACAAUGGACGUGGUGGGUUGUAAUGAUGCUGUUGUACAAUGUUGAACUACACAAACUCAGUGGAUGAAUGCAAUGGAUAAGGCUGUAAGAGAGGAGAGGCUUGAAUGGUUGUAAGGAAAGUACCGUGGAAGAAAAAGAAUCUUAGGUGUUACUGAAAAGACACAAUGAAGAGAGGGAGCUUUUUCUUCAGUAGAUAAAAAAGGUAAUGGAAAAGGCUGUAAGAGAAGGUAGGCUUGUUUGGUUGUAAGGAAAGUACCGUGGAAGAAAAAGAAUCUUAGGUGUUACUGAAAAAACACAAUGAAGAGAGGGGAACUUUUUCUUCAGUGGAUAAAGGUACAUAAUGGAUAAAGCUGAAAGAGACUAUAAGCUUGAAUGGUUGUAAGGAAAGUACUUUAGGAGAAAAAGAAUCUUGUGUAUUACUGAAUAGACCCAAUGAAGAAAAGGGAACAUUUUCUUCAGUUAGUUUGAUAGAAUAACAAACUCAAUGAUCUAAGUGGUAAGAGAGGAUAGGCUUGAAUGGUUGUAAAGAAAGCACUGUGGGAUGAGAAGAAUCUGAUGUAUUACUGAACAGACACAAUGAAGAGAAGGGAACAUUUUCUUCAGCUAGUUUGAUAGAAUGACACUCAAUGAUCAAAUGUGAGUGGUAAGAGAGGAUAGGCUUGAAUGGUUGUAAAGAAAGCACUGUGGGAUGAAAAAAAUCUCAUGUAUUACUGAACAGACACAAUGAAGAGAAGGGAACAUUUUCUCCAUCAAGGCGUUUGUUAGUUUGAUAGAGUAACACAACAUGCCUUCCGUGUUUGACGUGUUUACCUCGGGAUUAUAUUACGGUGCAACUAUUUUAUUCAGAGUGCAUUUGGUGGUUCUUUGUAUCAGUGUGUGUUUAGGAAGCCGAGAUAAUGAUGGCACAGGUUCGUAUAAAGUAAUGAAGGCGUAAUCUGUUGUUUCCUAUGUCUUACUGUAUGGAAUUAUAACUUGUACUACCUUUUCAUAACUGUAAGGCAAACGUUCUUCGUCUAUGGUUGCUAUAAUGAGGUAAUAAUGGGAGAUAUCAAAGGCACAGGUUCGUAUAAAGUAAUGAAGGCGUAAUCUGUUGCUUUCCUCAAUCUUACAGUAUGAAAUUAUAACUCGUACUACCUUUUCAUAACUGUAAGGCAAACGUUCUUCGUCUAUGGUUGCUAUAAUGAGGUAAUAAUUGGAGAUGUUAACACAGGUUCUUAUUAUGAAGGAGUAAACUGGUGCUCUCCUCUAUCUUACUGUAUGAAAUUAUAACUCAUACCACCUUUUAAUAACUGUAAGGUGAACAUUCUCCCUCUAUGGUUGCUAUAAUGAGGUAAUAAUGGGAGAUAAUGGCACAGGUUCUUAUAAUGAAGGAGUAAUAAUCUGGUGCUUUCCUAUAUCUUACAGUAUGGAAUUAUAACACUACCUACCUUUUUUUUCAUAAUUGUAAGGCGAACAUUCUCCCUCUAUGGUUGCUAUGAUGAAAUGUAAGUUGUAUCUCACCAAAUGACUCAUAUACACAAUACACUCUUGGCUGCUGUUUUUAUUAUACUGCGGAGAACAGUCUGUCCAGCGGGUGUGGCUGGUACCAGAGGCUUUCAGUUCCUCUAAGGCUAAGGCUGCUGUGUCUAGUGUUAUUGGACCAUAGGUAGGCUUUAAUAAAUACUUAAUGUGGUGUGUUGGGCCGCACACGGACGCACACACAUACACAACACGGCCUUGCGUGUGUGUGUGUGUGUGCAUGCCUUGUUUCGUUGCGGGUAGUGCUGCUUUAGUUUGUGUGCUGUUUAGCUUUCCUCUCUGCGGUGCGUAGGCUUGGAGGCAGUGUGUGGCGGCGGCAUAAGUAGCUUAGGCUCGGUGACAUGCAUUCCAGUCCCUACUCGGCUGUACCCUCUGUCGAUCAAUUUGUGGACGUGCGGAGAAAAAAUUAUCUGUAUGCCAACACUUAAUAUAUAUAUAUCUAUAUUUUUGUAUUAGUGAACGAUGGCUAUUAAUUAGGAAUAGAUUAUAUAUAUCAAUAUUUAUUAGGAAGUAGUUAAUGGUAGGGAGAACAGCCAUUUUCUCUAAAAAAAACUGAGAAAAGUAGUUUUUGAAAAUGUGAAACACUUCAGAAGACUCAAAACCACCCAGACUAAAGACUGGGUGUGCACAGACAUCUCAAAAUUACUCAAUAUUAACAGAUGAACUUGAGAAUUUGUAGAUCAAAGACUUGUGUACCUAAGGAAGUGGUGCUUGCUUGUUCAGAAUUAAUGUUAAGUGCAUUGGCAAGCUGUACAAGUGCUGGGAACAUGAAGUAGUUGACAAGGUUGAUGAUAAGUUAGUUAUUGUAAUCUUAUGCACUCAUGUAAUUGCCAUAGUUGCCCUCUUGUAAUGCCAUAGUGAACGUGACAAAUUAGUUCUUACCCUGGGAAGUAGAUAGCGGGGGUCCCGGGCCCCCAACAACUAGCUACAUAGUGUUUGAACGGUUGUUGUCUCAUGGUGACCUGCAGUCUACCUUGCUUGAGGGGGUGCACAGACUCAACCCCUUGUCAUAUCGUAGGAUCAUUAUGCAAAGAGGAUUUGAGACAACUAUAAUUUCCUGACUUAGAAUCUGUUGGGUGAGUUAGUGUCACUCAUUAACCAUUUAGCACUCUAUGGCUCACUGAUUUCCCCUAAGAGCUGAGAUCAAGUUUCCUAGCAUGCAGCUGUGCCCUGAGGUAAUGGCAGCCGAUAGAUUCACUUGGUUUUCAUAUAGUAGUUUUAACUUUGUGAAUCUUCAUUGUUUUCCUAUUUCAUGUUGAAUAUAAAGCUUCAGCAAGUUUUAAUCUUAGUUCUCUUAUUGUUUCUGAAUGUUUUGCUCAUCUGAGUAGUUAUGUAUAUGUAUUCAGUUCCAGAUAAGAGCUGUGAGUAGUCACUAGGUAUAAGUACAUGAAGGUAACUACUAGAGGAUAUCUGCUGCAGCUUUGUAACUGUGCUUAACUAGCGUGUAGUUGAUGUGGCAGGGUGUUUUGUUGGCAACUAACCACCACUCAACCAAAAUAUUCUCAACACGACAGCUCCAGCAGGCAUAUGAGUCAGUGAGAAGGGGGGGAAGGGAGACGAUGAGGUAUUUUAAGUCAAUUGGCAGAACAGAAAGUAGGAGAAUGUUGAUGUUCUCCUAUCACUAUCUUUGACCACCGUUGUCCGGCUAAGUUCCAUCUGCCCUUUGAGCUUUCCUGAAGGAGAUGAGAGAUUAACGAUAAUGUAAAAUGAGUUAAACAGCAGUAUGAAAAGGAGAGAGAGGAAAACUUAGAUGCUGUCGUAUUAUGUGUACGACCUCAGCAUAUUAAUCUGUCUGCCUGUCUAUCCAUCCAUGACCCUGAACUGACCUGCCUUGACCUGUUGCAUUAUGUACCUGUAACCUGCCCGCACCUUUCCAUCCCGUGGCGUCAGAGUCUCGUUAAGGAAAUGGUCGCAGCGUGGAGUGGCAUUUCCAUAAGUGUGCUCUGUGGGGGUGGCUUUGUUGACCCUUAGACGGCGAUGGAACUAUAUACAUACAGUCCAAAAUUCAGUCAGUCAGUUUUGUGUGGCAGAAAUAUAACAACACUUCCAGAUUGCAGUAGAAUCUAUAUACAGACGAUAGUUAAAACACCCCUUAUGCGGCGUAACUAUCUUCAUGCUAUGUUGCUAAGGGCGGCAGUGACUGUAUAUAGAUGAUUCAUUUUUGGGAGCUACUCUUCAAAUACUGCCGCCGUCUAAGGGUUAGGGGCCAUCCGAGGUGCCAGUGUAGUCCGUACGUUGUAGCCUGAACUAAAGAGUGCUAAGAGAAGGUUGCUGCUGAGGUGCAUGGUAAUGUUAUCCUUACCUUUUUUGUACAUACACAUUCCCAUUUUUUUGUUAGUACACUUAUUGCACAUUUAUUUAGAUUUUUCACUUUUAUGUAUUCCUCGUAUUAUUAAAAAUUCACCCCUAUUUGCAGUUCUUUUUUUAAUGGUUUGUAGAUAUUAUUACUCCUUUUUUUUAUAUAUAUGCUGCCCACAAUGUCAUUCAUUUUCCGAUAUAUUAUAAUUUGGUGGUGUUUGAUUUUUUUUUGUUCCCUCCAGUGAUAACUAUAUGUUUGUCAGUGCAUGAUUGAAUAUAUUAUUGUGUAUUUUU
Eriocheir sinensis (Chinese mitten crab) is the source of this 14579-nucleotide messenger RNA. Its product is annotated as proline-rich protein 36-like. Gene Ontology annotation, biological process: neurotransmitter receptor transport postsynaptic membrane to endosome; neurotransmitter receptor transport, endosome to postsynaptic membrane. NCBI's taxonomy places the organism in Eukaryota, Metazoa, Arthropoda, Malacostraca, Decapoda, Varunidae. Gene Ontology annotation, molecular function: protein binding. Gene Ontology annotation, cellular component: postsynaptic membrane; adherens junction; postsynaptic density. The record is from RefSeq and is a predicted model, not a curated record.